AUGUCUGAAUUGCAGUUAGAUAUAUUGAGAAAGUUAGACCAAUUGGGUCAUCUAAACUCUACUUUAGAGGUUUUCCCCGACAUCGACCCACAAGUUGUCUUAUCAGGUUUAAACUCUUUAAAAGCACAUGGUAAGUUAGAAUAUACCAAACAUGAUACUAUCUAUUACACGUUGACUGAUGAGGCUAAUGAUAUUUUGCAUAAUGGGUCUCAUGAGGUGAAGUUAUUGCAUUUAGUGAACCAACUAGGGAAGCUUGAGAUCAAAGAUGUUGUGAGCCAUUUGGGUCCUAACGGUAAAGUUGGUCAAGCAAGGGCUUUCAAAAAUGGAUGGAUUAUUAAGACCAAAGAUAACGAGUUAACGGUUAGUGAAAAGGUCGGAGAUAUCAAUGAAGUACAAGAUGAAACCAGGGAAUUUUUGUUGAAGAUUGAUUCGAGGGAUCUUUCUGGUAUCAAUGAUAAAGUUUUGAACGAUCUCAAAAAACGGAAGCUAAUCACAGCUAAGAAGGAAGUUACUUUUAGUGUUACCAAAGGUGAUGAUUUCUCGCUUGAGUUGGCGAAGUUGGAAACUGAUUUGACUUCAGACAUGGUUCUAUCUGGUUCCUAUAAAGAUCUUAAGUUCAAACCGUACAAUUUCAACUCUAAAGGUUUAGAACCACAUUCAGGCGCUUUACAUCCUCUAAACAAGGUUAGGGAAGAAUUCAGACAGAUUUUUUUUUCUAUGGGGUUCACCGAAAUGCCUUCUAACCAAUAUGUUGAGACGGGGUUCUGGAACUUCGAUACUCUGUUUGUUCCACAACAGCAUCCUGCUCGUGACGUUCAGGAUACUUUUUAUUUGAAAGACCCGAUCAAAUCAGAUCUUCCUGAGGAUAAGGUGUACAUGGAUAACAUUAGAGCAGUUCAUGAACAAGGGAAAUAUAACUCUAUUGGUUAUAGAUAUACUUGGAAGCCAGAGGAAUCUCAAAAAUUGGUGCUCAGAACCCACACAACAGCUAUAUCUGCCGCUAUGUUACACAAGCUAGCAGAAAACCCAAAGCCUGCAAGAUAUUUCUCGAUCGAUCGUGUCUUCCGUAACGAAGCUGUCGAUGCUACUCACUUGGCAGAAUUCCAUCAAGUUGAAGGUGUUUUGGCAGACUAUAAUAUCACCUUGGGUGAUUUAAUCCAAUUUAUGGAAGACUUCUUUGCUAAAAUGGGGGUCACAGGCUUACGUUUCAAGCCAACUUACAAUCCAUACACCGAGCCAUCCAUGGAAGUAUACUCUUGGCAUGAAGGAUUGUCAAAAUGGGUUGAAAUUGGUAACUCAGGUAUGUUUAGACCUGAAAUGUUGGAAGCUAUGGGCUUGCCCAAGGAUUUGAGAGUUCUUGGAUGGGGUCUAUCUCUAGAACGCCCAACCAUGAUCAAAUACGGUGUUAAGAACAUUAGAGAGCUGUUAGGUCACAAAGUGGCUCUGGAUUUCAUCGCAAGUAAUCCAGCUGCUAGAUUGGAUGAAGAUUUGUAUGAAUAA
Messenger RNA from Eremothecium cymbalariae DBVPG#7215, 1500 nucleotides. It is a transcript of the gene FRS2, whose product is annotated as phenylalanine--tRNA ligase subunit alpha. Gene Ontology annotation, cellular component: phenylalanine-tRNA ligase complex; cytosol; cytoplasm. Gene Ontology annotation, molecular function: phenylalanine-tRNA ligase activity; ATP binding; tRNA binding. The transcript has a single exon. NCBI's taxonomy places the organism in Eukaryota, Fungi, Ascomycota, Saccharomycetes, Saccharomycetales, Saccharomycetaceae. Gene Ontology annotation, biological process: phenylalanyl-tRNA aminoacylation. Bases 1 to 1500 code for a protein of 499 amino acids. The record is from RefSeq and is a predicted model, not a curated record.